Molecule: messenger RNA, 1388 nt
Organism: Gossypium raimondii (Peruvian cotton)
Lineage: Eukaryota; Viridiplantae; Streptophyta; Magnoliopsida; Malvales; Malvaceae
Product: extensin
Exons: 2
Coding region: 121-1005 (294 amino acids)
Biological process (GO): defense response
Source: RefSeq, a predicted model, not a curated record
AGCAAAUCAUCUCCUCCCCUCACUCCCCCCAUUCACAAAAAUCUCCUUUCAAAAAACACCAUCCUUUUUAUACGGCGCGCGUUAGCAUCUUCCAGCAGCGAACCGUCGCAAGCCUUCUCUAUGGCCGCUUCCUAUCGACCGCCGCCACCGUCAUCUAUUGAUCUCGACCUCACCGUCGUCUCAGCCAAGCAUCUAAAGAACGUCAACUGGCGAAACGGCGAUCUCAAACCCUACGCUGUCUUCUGGGUCGAUCCAGACCGCCGUCUCUCGACCCGUUCGGACGAUGCCGGAUCAACCCGACCGGUAUGGAACGAGCGUUUCACCCUUCCCCUUCCCUCCCCUCUACACGACGUCGUUUUAACCCUCGAGAUUUUUCACUCCAAGCCAUCGGAAACACCUAAGCCGUUAGUCGCCACUCUCCGUGUCGAACUCAAAGAAUUACCCGACCCGGAUGACCGUUCCAAGAUCCGAACCUUCCCUCUCCUCCGACCCUCGGGUCGUCCCCAGGGCAAGAUUCGGGUGAAACUCGGGAUUCGCGAACGUCCCCUUCCUCCACCGCCUGAUUACCAUUUUGCCCCUCCUAACUAUUAUUACACAAAUGUCCCUCCCCAUCCGCCAAGAUACUCCGGUUUGCCCUACGUUUCUCACCCUCCGCCGCCUCAAUCGCCUACGUACUCCGUCCCCGAUUCGUAUUCUCCCCAUUUCUCCAAUCACUACUAUCCUACUCCGCCGCCGCCCAUGCCUCCUCGUCCUUUCUUGGAGCGGUCUUACAGCUACACUGGUCCAUCAGCACCGUUAGAUUACUCUCCCUAUGAUCAGAGACCUAGAGGAGGCCCUAAAUUUGGGACCGGAUCAACUGUUGGAGCGGCUGCGGGGGCUUUAGGUGGAUUAUCAUUAGAAGAAGGAUUGAGAUACGAAGAAGAAAGGAAUCGUGGAAGAGUGGAGGACGACGUCGCAUCAAGGGACAGGGAUGAUUAUAGUGAUUACCGUCAUCCGGAUUAUUGAUUGCUUUUAUCUACAACGAUGCUGAUGGGGUAGUUGAACUUGUGGGUAAUAAAGGGUCAAAAUCAUAUUCAGCUAUGGCGGUUCAGAAAUGCUUCGGAUUAUCAUUACUUACCUGCCGGUGAUGCUGGAAAGGCAUUUUCAUGUCAUUUGUCUGUACCAAGGUUCAGUCUUGAAGGUUUAAUGGAGUAAAACUGAGCUGAACCAAUUUACUGCCCGUGGGACCUCAUUAGGGUAAGUCAAGUUAUGUUUUCUAUGAGAUAGAAGGGGUUACCGACCUCAUUAAGGCAUUUUUCAUUUUGUUACUCUGUAAGAUGAUUCCUCUGGAUGAUACUUGUUUGUGGUUAAUUAGAGUUGCCUGAUACCGUGAAUGCUUUGUUCGAUUA